AUGGUCGCCAUCCACGUGCUGGUGGCCGCCCUGGCGGCCCUGGUCUACCUGCUCGUCAGGCUGUGGCGUCGGCGCAGGGCUGUGACACACGCCUCCUUCAUCUGCUCAGUGGACAAGGGCCUGGAGGAGGGCCUGCUGUCUGGCCAGACGGCCGACCUGCCCAACGCACUCCUGAUCACCGCCACCACCAAGCCCAUCCCCAAGGCCGUCUCGAUGGGCGACAGCCAGGCAAUUGACGCUGUGCGCGCCGCGCGCCUGCGCGAGGUCUUUGACCUCUUCUCCCUGCCCGUCGACCAGGUGGCCGCCUCGCUCAAGUCGCUGGGCGCCGUGGUCGCCGGCGGCAGCAUGGUGCACGCCUACCUGCCCAGCCUGGGCCCCGUGGCCGCCUUCAAGGGAGACCUCGACAUCUUCACCCCCUUCAACACCCUGCCCGCCUGGCAGCGCGUGCUGCUGCCCGCCGGCUACCGCCCCCGCCCCAAGUCUGGCGAGGCCGCCAAGCCCUACUCGCUCAUGCUGCCUGGCGGCGGCAGCUUGGCAUGA
Molecule: messenger RNA, 540 nt
Organism: Chlorella variabilis
Lineage: Eukaryota; Viridiplantae; Chlorophyta; Trebouxiophyceae; Chlorellales; Chlorellaceae
Exons: 3
Coding region: 1-540 (179 amino acids)
Source: RefSeq, a predicted model, not a curated record